Messenger RNA from Cicer arietinum (chickpea), 2414 nucleotides. RefSeq names its product zeaxanthin epoxidase, chloroplastic-like. Gene Ontology annotation, cellular component: membrane; chloroplast. The record is from RefSeq and is a predicted model, not a curated record. Gene Ontology annotation, molecular function: protein binding; zeaxanthin epoxidase activity; FAD binding. Gene Ontology annotation, biological process: abscisic acid biosynthetic process. Lineage: Eukaryota; Viridiplantae; Streptophyta; Magnoliopsida; Fabales; Fabaceae.
UUCCACUACUACCAUUUCCAAUGCUUUUGUUUUUUCCUUGUUAUGUUAGUGCGAUCUUUCUUUUUUCUAUUCAUGCAUUGCCUUCUAUUCGUCAACCUUCUCAAGCUAUGAUAUAAUUUCAUAUUUAUUGCACAAAGGAAGAGAACACACACUGACACACUUGCAAAAAUGGCUUCUACCUUGUCUUACAACUCUCUCAAUCCCUCAAUGGCAGCUUUCUCAAAAACCCAUUUCUCAACUGAUAUUUCACCUUUUGUGAGGUAUGGAAGCAGAACAACCAAGCAGAGGAAGAAACUGAUGCCAGUAAAAGCAACAGUACUGCUUGAAGCACUGUCUUUUGUUACAAAGUCAACACAUACUGUAGCUGAAAUUGGUGUGGAUCAAACUCAUCAGAAGAAGCAGCUUAGGGUACUUGUAGCUGGUGGAGGAAUUGGUGGCUUGGUUUUUGCUUUGGCUGCAAAGAGGAAAGGGUUUGAGGUAUUGGUGUUUGAGAAGGAUUUGAGUGCUAUAAGAGGGGAGGGGCAAUAUAGAGGUCCAAUUCAGAUACAAAGCAAUGCUUUGGCUGCUUUAGAAGCUAUAGAUUUGAAGGUUGCUGAGGAAGUUAUGAGAGUUGGUUGCAUCACAGGUGAUAGAAUCAAUGGGCUUGUGGAUGGAGUUUCUGGGUCUUGGUACAUUAAAUUUGACACAUUCACUCCUGCAGCAGAACGCGGACUUCCAGUCACUAGAGUUAUUAGUCGAAUGGCUUUACAAGAUAUUCUUGCUCGUGCAGUAGGGGAAGAUGUCAUAAUGAAUGCCAGUAAUGUUGUCGAUUUUGUUGAUCAUGGAACUAAGGUAACAGUGGUGCUGGAGAAUGGUCAGAAAUUUGAUGGCGAUCUCUUGGUUGGAGCAGAUGGAAUUUGGUCCAAGGUGAGGACAAAGUUAUUUGGGGAAACAGAAGCUACAUACUCUGGCUAUACUUGUUAUACUGGUAUUGCAGAUUUUGUGCCACCUGACAUUGAAUCUGUUGGGUACCGAGUAUUCUUAGGACACAAACAAUACUUUGUAUCUUCAGAUGUUGGUGCUGGAAAGAUGCAAUGGUAUGCAUUUCAUCAAGAACCUGCUGGAGGUUAUGAUGCCCCCAACGGGAAAAAGGAAAGGUUGCUGAAGAUAUUUGAGGGUUGGUGUGAUAACGCAAUAGAUUUGAUAGUUGCCACCGAAGAAGUGGCAAUUUUGCGGCGAGAUAUAUAUGAUAGGACACCAACACUAACAUGGGGAAAGGGUCGUGUGACUUUGCUUGGUGAUUCUGUCCAUGCCAUGCAGCCAAAUAUGGGCCAAGGAGGAUGCAUGGCCAUUGAGGAUGGAUAUCAACUUGCUUGGGAGUUGGACAAUGCAUGGCAACAAAGUACAAAAUCAGCCUCUCCAAUUGACAUUGAUUCUUCCCUUAAGAGAUACGAGAGGGAAAGAAGAUUAAGAGUUGCCAUUAUUCAUGGAAUGGCUAGAAUGGCAGCUUUGAUGGCUUCCACCUACAAGGCAUAUCUAGGUGUUGGUCUUGGACCCUUAGAGUUUUUGACCAAGUUUAGAAUACCACAUCCUGGGAGAGUUGGAGGAAUGUUUUUAAUUGACAAGGUUAUGCCUUUGAUGUUGAAUUGGGUUUUAGGUGGCAAUAGCUCCAAACUUGAAGGCAGACCAAUAUGUUGCAGGCUCUCAGACAAAGCAAGUGACCAGUUACACAGAUGGUUUGAAGAUGAUGAUGCACUUGAGCGUACUAUUAAUGGAGAAUGGAAUUUAUUACCAUGUCGAGAUGAAGCCGGCUUUCUGAAACCUAUAUGUUUGAGUCGUGAUGAGGCGAAUCCCUGCAUAAUCGGGAGCAUGCAGCAGCAAGAAGAUUAUCCAGGCAGUUUAAUCACAAUACCUUUACCGCAGGUUUCUCAAUUGCAUGCUCGAAUUAACUACAAGGAUGAUGCAUUUUUCUUGACUGAUAUGAGGAGUCAACAUGGCACAUGGAUCACUGACAAUGAAGGAAGACGAUACAGGGUACCUCCAAAUUAUCCUGCGCGUGUUCGUCCUUCUGAUGUGAUUGAGUUUGGUUCUAAUCAGGUUUCGUAUCGUGUAAAGGUGACAAGAUCCUCUCCAAGAGUGUCUAAAAAGGAAGGGACAGAAAUUUUACAAGUAUAAAGCAUUAUUAUGAUUUUGUUUUUAGUUACAAUCUGUCUAGUUAGUUACAGAAAAUUUGUACAGCUAAAAAAUUGGAUCCAUAGAGUCAUCCAACAUCUGCAUUGUUUUAGUGCAGAGUAUUUAAUAUACAAUGAUGUCAAUCAUUUUAGGAUCUGCACAUAUCACACGAUUUUUUAUAGCGAUUCUUAAUUAGAAUGAAAUAAUAUACUUAUAUUAAUUCAAGAAAAGAUAAUAAAUCCAUGUCUGUUAGCUCUUUGUAA